GUUUCCGUUCCCAACCUGCGAAUCCUUCGUUCUCAGCGUUACCAUUCCUCCCGGAUCGCGCCGCGCCGCGCCGCACUACAGACUUUUUUUUCAUAUUUGUCAAUUUCUAACCUUCGCUCUCCCUGAAGGGCACUCCUUCGACAAUCACCACUCUUGUUUCUGUCUCGCUCACUCGCUCUCUUUUCUCUUCCAAAAAUGCGCCCUCUAGUCUCGCACGUCUCCCUUCUUCCGCUGUCCCUAUCUUUCCUCCUACCCAACCCCCCGGUUCUCCUCUUCCUCUUUCCCUUUCCAGUCCCAGCCCUCGCGGCGGCCCAGCAAACCGAAAGAGCCAUUACCAUUACCGCCGCCAUUAAGCGGGACAACGCCGCGCCCUCCAUCUUCCGCCCUCCGUCUUCCUCGGGCUACGUCUACUACGGCUGCUACAACGAGACGACGGAGCUGCCCGACACGGCCGGGGUCCGGGCGCUCCAUGACGGCACCAACUUGGUACAGCCGGAUAGCAUGACGGUCGAGAUGUGCUUGGACUUUUGCAUGACCGGGGCGGGCGACGCGGACGGCGGGCAGACGGGGCGGUUUCAGUUUGCUGGACUCGAGUACGCGUGGGAAUGCUGGUGCGGCCAGAUGCUCUCGAGCAUGUCCGCAAAGUUGCCUGACGCCGCGUGCAACCUGCCGUGCGACGGCAACACCACACAGGCGUGCGGUGGCAGCCUGAAGCUGACGGUUUACAUGGCUGGCGCUGCCAUCGCGCGCAUCGCGUGGUCUGCUGGCCUGGCCGUGAUGGGCGCAACAUUAUUCGCUCUGCUCUAGUUGAGACUGUGAAACCCUUGGCCGGACCGUCAUGAGCAAUGUGGUUUCCUGCUACUAGUAGUUUGAUAUGCGGCGAGGCUUCUGGCGUAGAUACCCAUCUAGACCUUCUUUGUUCAU
Messenger RNA from Thermothelomyces thermophilus ATCC 42464, 924 nucleotides. RefSeq lists its product as uncharacterized. Bases 196 to 807 code for a protein of 203 amino acids. Gene Ontology annotation, cellular component: plasma membrane. The record is from RefSeq and is a predicted model, not a curated record. The transcript has 3 exons. NCBI's taxonomy places the organism in Eukaryota, Fungi, Ascomycota, Sordariomycetes, Sordariales, Chaetomiaceae.